UAACGAAACUAUAGUAGCAGGGAUGAGUAAUGGUAUGAUAUCUAUUAGGCAACGAGAAAAAGACAUUAAAAAAAAACUUUUGAAUCAGAAAAAAUUAUCUUAUAGAUAUACUGGUGCAAGUUUACAUUGUAUCGAUUUUGAUAUGUACGUACACGAAGUACCUAAAGAGGUAAUGGGGAAACAUGAUACAUGUUUAAGAAAAUUUCAAUAUUCAAAAGCACUCGAUUACGUAUUAAUGAAUUAUAUUGUAAAAAAAAGUCCUCAUACUACGGUUGCGCUUUUUCAAGAACUAAUUCGUCGUCAAGGUAUUAUUCAAGCAUUAGCUGGUCGAAAUGGAAAAUCUCUUGUUCAUAUUUUGAGAUUUAUUAUUCGUCAAAUUGGUAAUAUACGAUUUGGACGAGUGUUAUUACAUAUUGCAAAUACUAUUAUGGAUAUAUAUGGAGAUAGAUUAGAUGAAUUAAAUUUAGAAUCACAAGUAAUGUUUGAACACCUUGCACAAAAAUUAAAAGAAGAACAAGCAUUAAUAUUAUCGCUAAUAGAACUACAAGGGUCAUUAGAAAUGAUGCUUUCUGCAGCAGAAACAAUAAUUAUUCCCGAAGUCAAACAUUUAUAUAAUUUUGCACCAUCAAUAACUGCACAGAAACAUAUAAUUUUAAACAUAAAUUACAAGAAGAUUCAAAAGGUAUGA
Messenger RNA from Ceratosolen solmsi marchali, 688 nucleotides. Its product is annotated as U3 small nucleolar RNA-associated protein 15 homolog. Gene Ontology annotation, cellular component: nucleolus. The transcript is spliced from 3 exons. NCBI's taxonomy places the organism in Eukaryota, Metazoa, Arthropoda, Insecta, Hymenoptera, Agaonidae. The record is from RefSeq and is a predicted model, not a curated record. Bases 23 to 688 code for a protein of 221 amino acids. Gene Ontology annotation, biological process: rRNA processing; positive regulation of transcription by RNA polymerase I.